CCAGCAAGAGAGAAACGGUGGGACAAACCCUUCUCCAGAAAGCCCAGCUCAGUGAGCCCAAAAGCUCCUCCACAGCUCGGCAGCCGAGCCCCCCAGCACCCCGGGAGGGGCCCAGUUUGUUUCUGGAUGCCUCAGAGCCUCGGGAUGGCAAAAGUGACACAGAGUCCAUGGAAAACAUGAGCCUGGAUGGCAACAGACCUAGUCCCGGUGGCGUGGGGGGAAGGAGGAACUCUCUGGAGAAGGCUGCCCCUCUCAGAGGUGGAAAACAGGCUGCUGUGCCAGCAGGACCUGCUGCCUCCAGCCUGACCCUCCCUCUCCGCUCCAAAACGUCCCUCUCUGACGGGCGGAAGAACCCCCGGCGGGUGUUGAGGCCAGCGGACUACACCAAGUCAGUGAUCGACCUGCGCCCGGAGGACUUUGUGGGGGAAAGCAGCUCUUUGGGGGACAGGAGCAAGUCAGUCCCCGGCCUCAACACAGAGCUGGAGGAGGAGGAGGAGGACAUCGAUAACCUGGUGGAGAUCCAUCGCCAGAGGGUGGCCCGGGGCAGCAUGCGCAGCGGCACCUCCUCGAGUACCCUGGGGAGCAUGGUCAGCAUUUACAGCGAGGCCGGUGACUUCGGCAACGUUGCAGUCACUGGGGGCAUCUCCUUCUCCCUGAGCUACGAGCAGAAGACUCAGACCCUGUUCAUUCACGUGAAGGAGUGUCGCCAGCUGGCCUACGGGGACGAGGGCAAGAAGCGCUCCAACCCGUACGUGAAGACCUACCUCCUGCCCGACAAAUCCCGGCAAGGGAAGCGCAAGACGACCAUCAAGCGCAACACCGUCAACCCCUUGUACAACGAGCUGCUGAAGUAUGAGAUCAGCAAGUCCCUCCUGCUUGCCAGGACGCUGCAGUUCUCGGUGUGGCACCACGACCGCUUCGGCCGCAACACGUUCCUGGGGGAGGUGGAGGUCCCGCUGGACGCCUGGAACUUCAACAGCCACCUGGAGGAGUUUCUGCCCCUACAUGGCAAGAUCGGGGCAGAUGCUGCUGGUCUCCACCAGUACAAGGGGGAGCUGAUCGUCUCCAUGAAGUACAUCCCAUUUUCCAAGCACCCUGGGGCUGGGAAUGGCAGGAAGGGCAAAACAGGGGAAGGUGGUGAGCUCCAGGUCUGGAUCAAAGAAGCCAAGAACCUCACAGCUGCCAAAUCUGGGGGGACUUCAGACAGCUUUGUCAAGGGCUACCUCCUGCCACACAAAAACAAAGCCUCCAAGAGGAAGACGCCUGUGGUGAAGAAGACCCUGAACCCUCAUUACAACCACACCUUUGUCUACAAUGGUGUCAACCCUGAGGAUCUGCAGCACAUCUGCCUGGAGCUGACGGUCUGGGACCGGGAGCCACUGUCCAGCAACGACUUCCUCGGGGGUGUCCGCCUGGGGGUGGGCAACGGCAUGAGCAACGGGCAGGCUGUGGACUGGAUGGACUCCAGAGGCGAGGAGCUGAACCUGUGGCAGAAGAUGUGCCAGUACCCAGGCUCGUGGGCGGAGGGGACGCUCCAGCUCCGCUCCACCAUGGCCAAGCUGAGGCCAUAGGCAGUGGCACCAGCACCAGGACUGGGCCUGGCACCACUGCUCGGGAGCCACACUCACCACACAGCCUGGCAGGGCUGCCAAACGUGGGUUGGUUUGGGUUUUUUGCUUACACUUCAAUAAACAUGACCUUCUCUAAA
Molecule: messenger RNA, 1708 nt
Organism: Merops nubicus (carmine bee-eater)
Lineage: Eukaryota; Metazoa; Chordata; Aves; Coraciiformes; Meropidae
Gene: SYTL4
Product: synaptotagmin-like 4
Exons: 13
Biological process (GO): exocytosis
Cellular component (GO): plasma membrane; exocytic vesicle
Molecular function (GO): neurexin family protein binding; phospholipid binding
Source: RefSeq, a predicted model, not a curated record